GCCAAGGCCUGCGUGAUCCACGGGACUGACCUGAAGGACAUGAGCCAGGUGGAGCUGGACCAGAUCCUGGCCAAUCACACUGAGAUCGUCUUCGCUCGCACCUCCCCCCAGCAGAAGCUGAUCAUCGUGGAGGGCUGUCAGAGGCAGGGCGCCAUCGUGGCCGUCACGGGAGACGGGGUCAACGACUCCCCCGCCCUGAAGAAGGCCGACAUCGGCGUCGCCAUGGGGAUCUCGGGCUCCGACGUCUCCAAGCAAGCGGCCGACAUGAUCUUGUUAGACGACAAUUUCGCCUCAAUCGUGACGGGGGUGGAAGAAGGCCGCCUGAUAUUCGACAACCUGAAGAAGUCGAUCGCCUACACCCUGACCAGCAACAUCCCCGAAAUCACCCCGUUCCUCCUCUUCAUCGUGGCAAACAUCCCCCUGCCCCUGGGCACGGUCACCAUCCUCUGCAUUGACCUGGGCACCGACAUGGUGAGUGAUGGGGAGAGCGAGCUGGGCUGGGGGGGCUUCCACGCAGAGGGUG
Chiloscyllium plagiosum (whitespotted bambooshark) is the source of this 523-nucleotide messenger RNA. Lineage: Eukaryota; Metazoa; Chordata; Chondrichthyes; Orectolobiformes; Hemiscylliidae. The record is from RefSeq and is a predicted model, not a curated record.